Messenger RNA from Sparassis crispa, 1032 nucleotides. Its product is annotated as Translation initiation factor eIF-2B subunit alpha. The transcript is spliced from 8 exons. The record is from RefSeq and is a predicted model, not a curated record. Gene Ontology annotation, cellular component: eukaryotic translation initiation factor 2B complex. Gene Ontology annotation, biological process: translational initiation. Lineage: Eukaryota; Fungi; Basidiomycota; Agaricomycetes; Polyporales; Sparassidaceae. The coding region runs from base 1 to 1032 and encodes 343 amino acids. Gene Ontology annotation, molecular function: guanyl-nucleotide exchange factor activity; translation initiation factor activity.
AUGGCACUGAUCAACAAAAAUGAGAUCUUCGACAUCUGUGCAACUUUCGAACAUUUUCUCGAGAACAGCGAAAUAUCACCUCCUCUGGCGGCCAUACUUGCCCUGUCAGAGUCGAUCGUGCAAUCUAACGCCGGCACUAUGUUCGAACUCGUCCAGGCACUCAACGAUGGCGCGGGGGUACUCAAGGAACGCACGUCUAAUCCUAUCAGUCUGAACGCAGGCUGUGAAUUGUUCACUGCAUUUGUCACACUAUUUCCCCAUGAAUCCGAUAGCUUCGCCGAGCUCAAGUUGGAACUUGUGAGGCAAGGAAGAAAGUAUGCCGCAGAGGCGAUCUCUUUUCGAGACAGGAUCGCAGAGCUCACGCUUGGCUUCAUCAAAGACGACUCAGUCAUACUGACUCAUUCGCAUUCACGUGUUGUUAUGAAGGCAUUGCUCCAUGCGCACAAAACAAAAAGAAUUUCGGUCUACGUUACAGAGGCACGGCCUAGAGGUCUAGGCUUAAACACAUAUGAAACUCUGACGGCUGCUGGUAUACCCUGCACAGUAGUCCUCGAUUCAGCGGUGGCGUACGUCAUCGAUCGAGUAGACUUUGUCCUUGUGGGAUCAGAAGCCGUAGUAGAAAGUGGGGGGUUGAUUAAUGCCGUCGGAAGCAAUCAGAUAGCCAUCAUUGCUAAAGCAACUCAUAAACCAUUCUACGCUCUUGCUGAGAGUUACAAAUUUCACCGUCUCUUUCCGCUAUCACAAUAUGACCUACCAACACACAAUCUUAACAUCCUGUCCUUCCCUUCCCUCCCACAACGACCGGCUGGUUCGCAAGCACCACCUUCUUCAGUGCCAUCGAGCUCUAAUGGAGGACUUAUAUCCGCAAGCUCACCGAGGGAGUCAGAUAGAACGAUGACGACGGAACAACUCUCGCGUAAUCCUGACGUGGAUUACACCAGGCCGGACUUAAUUUCUCUGGUCUUCUCUGACGUAGGAAUACUGACGCCAGAAGGAGUCAGUCAGUAUCUGGUCGGUAUGUUCGCCGGGUGA